GUCUGUCAGUAGGAUUUCGAUUACACUUGUUUAAGUUGUGAUGCUCAUUGCCGUGCUGCGCUAUUGUGCGUGAUUGGGGGCGCGGAUUUCACGGUAUCGCGUAAUUCAGGCACAUUGAAGGACUAGAAGAUACCAAGGCCAUCGCGGAAGACAGCGCGCCGAACACGGCCCGAAGGGCCGUCUGGGACGCCGAUGCUGUAAACAAGAUGUGAACCGUUCCCGUGCAAGCAGCCGCGUCGUGCCAUAAGAUGGCAGAGCACGACUUCGACCCGCGGCACCAUCGAAAGCACUUCCACGGUAAUGCCGUCAGCCAGGAUGACGACCGGGAAGGCUGCUUUCACGAGGAAUAUGACCCAUUCGCCGGUGACGGCGAUCUAAUUGAAGACGAUUCGAACAUCUCUCUGACAGCGCCUCCGCAAUCUCAGUGGUACCAUGGACGAUUGGACCGUCAUACCGCUGAGCAGCGUCUACAAGCUGCCGGCGGUCUGGGUCGUUACCUGGUUCGAGAGAGUGACCGCAAGCCAGGCUCAUACGUGCUCUCCUACCUUGGUCACACUGGCAUCAACCACUUCAGGAUCACUGCUGUUUGCGGCGACUACUACAUUGGUGGCCGUCAGUUUGACUCGCUGUCUGACCUCAUUGGCUACUACACUGGCUGGUCAGACCUGCUCAAGAAGGAACGCCUUAUUCAGCCAGUUUCUCCGCCUGAGCCUGUCAAUGACAAGAAGCGGGCCAUAGCAGUGCUGCCAUAUGUGAAGAUGGCUGACACAGACGAACUCAGCUUCCAGAAAGGGGACAUCUUUGUGGUUCACAAUGACAUGGGUGAUGGCUGGCUGUGGUGCACCCUGCAUCGCACUCAAGAAAGUGGGCUCGUCUUCAAGGAGCUCUUGGAGGAACUGGAUGAUAAUGUAGAUCCAAACGAGAUAUACCCCUGGUUUCAUGGUGACAUCUCAAAGGAGGCUGCUGUUGAAGAGCUUGCAAAAAUGGGUCCGGGAAGCUUUCUGGUGCGACCAAGUGACAACUCACCGGGGAACUUCUCUCUGUUCUUCCACAUUAACAACACCAUUCAGAGGUUUCGAAUAGAACGGAGAGGAAACCGUUACGUCAUGGGUGGACGUACCUUUCACAGCCUUGAGGCUGUCGUGAGCCGUUAUAAAGUGGAACAAAUAGUGGAAGGCCAUGUCCUUGGAGACCCUGUGCUGAAGGCCCCUUACGAGACCUGUCACUCGAGCCGGGCUGAAGAGCUCCAGCAUCGAUCACGUGACAUUUACGCCACUCUGCGGGAGAGCCGAGAAACUGGCAUGGCAAAGCGCAGCAAGGGCGUUCGAAUGCAGGGCUACCUCUCUAAGAAAAGUGUGGGCAACAAAAAGUGGAAAAACCUGUACUUUGUCCUCAAUUCCAAAGAACUGCACUUGUAUUUUUUCGACAACCCUAGGCGGACAAAGCCAAAAGGUUUGAUUGAUCUCAGUUAUUCCUACCUGUACAUGGUUCAUGACAGCCUUUUAGAAAGGCCCAACUGCUUUCAGAUUGUGGAAAGGGCUCUUCCUUGUAUCAGCACUGUGUAUUAUCUCUGUGCCAGUUCCUCCGAUGUGGUUCGGGAGUGGAUGAGUGCGGUGGGUCCCCUGUGCGUGCCGCAGCUGGCCAAGGGGUCGGUCGGUCGAGGCCCCUCGCCAUCCGUCUCCCAAGUGCGUUCGCUCAGCCUCACCUUGCUCGAGGCUCACAGGUUGCCUGUGCGCCUUGCCCCACACCCCUUCUGCAUUAUUUCCCUCAACCAGGUGAAGGUGUGCCGCACUCAGGUCAAGUGCCCACCUGAUCCAAUCUGGGAAGAGGACUUUCUGCUCGAGGAUCUUCCGUCAGACGUCACAUCUUUCACCAUUACUCUUUACACUAAAGGGAAAAGGUCAAAAGACAUGGAAAUGGCGGAAGUUACAGUCGAGUUGGACAGCUUGGUUAAUUGUGAAGAAACGGAAGAGUGGUUUUCUUUGGGUGGCCUGACACCUCCCAUUCGUGAGGACUGGGGGUCCCUGCGUGUGCGAAUCCGCUACGUGCAUGAGGUCAUCAUGCCGCUGGCCGAGUACACAGCCUUCAAGGAGUUGGUGGUAGAUGAGGAGCUCCACCUGGUGAGCGUUCUGGCAGACUUAUGCCACAAGGAUCGCACUCCCCUGGCCAGUGCCGUGCUCCGGGUGUUCCGCUACGAGAGAAAGGAGGCGCUCCUGCUCAGGGACAUGAACAACCGGGAGAUCGACCUCGAGGAGGAGACAUCAACGUUGUUUCGCACAACAUCAUUGACGACGACGCUGAUGGACCAAUACAUGCGCUCGACUGGCCACGAGUUUCUGAAGCACACCGUUUAUGACUCCAUUAUUCGUGUAAUGGAUGGACGGCAAUCUUGUGAGUUGAAUCCUAGCAAACUGGACAGUCCCUCAGAAGCCUGUGCCAAUGCUGAGCAUUUGCUGUCAGUGCUGGAUUCGAUUGUUGAGUCAAUUUUUUCAUCGGUGGAAUAUUGCUGCCGCACACUGAGGUACAUCUGCCAUUGCCUUCAGAAGAAGGUGGCCUCCAAGUGGCCACAUGACCCUAUGGUCAAGACCAGAGUAGUCAGUGGGUUUAUUUUCCUGCGGCUUCUGUGCCCUGCAAUACUGAACCCGAGACAGUUCAACCUCAUAAGCGACACACCGUCGGAGACCUCAUCACGUAGUCUCAUACUGGUGGCAAAAUGUCUCCAGAACCUGGCCAACCUUGUUGAGUUUGGGGCCAAGGUGAGGCUGCCAUGCUCUGCAGCACCUAGACAGGGUUUCUCUUAUCGUUUGCUCAUGAUCUUAUUUGAACAGGAGCCCUGGAUGGAGGUUGUGAACCCUUUCAUUCUCAAGAACAAAAAUCGGAUGAUACGCUUCCUGGAUGAGAUUGCUAAUGUUCCCGAAAAACCUGAGCCCGAUGACACAUUUGUUGGCGACCCUGCCCGUGACUUGGCAACACUGCAUCACAUAUGUGUCAUGCACAAAGAUGACUUGCUUGCACAGAGCAACGAAAAGCCCAUACUGAAGAAAGUAAUCACAGUCACCGACAUGCUGUCCAAGCAUCGGCAGCACUAUAUGGACAAUGCAAGGUAGCCAUGGUCCAGUAACAUCUGUGAGACCUGAAAUACUGCCAAGAAACUUUCAGAAUAUUGAGGCACAAUUCACGAUCCUGGUGAUCUGUGGCCCUAGCCUACCAAACCUGCAGAAAAACAGCGUGGCUCAUCCGGGACCUUCUCUUGGCUUUAGCGAGUGACCCAUUUUUGUUAGCGCUUCACAUUUCCUGCGCCUCUCGUCCCAUUUGCCUCUUCGUAAAGUUUUUUUUUAAAUUCUUUGAUGCAGUCACUUGAACCACUAGUCUCCGAAAUAAGCCAUGUUGGGAGAACCUUGCUUCAGUAUUUUAAGUAUGUAGCACACAAUUAGUCUUUGCAAGGCAGUUCAUGAGAUUGUGAAAUAAUGCAGAGUUUAUAAGUGUGCUUCUGGAAUCGUAUGCAUCUUGGUGUAGCUUCCACAACUUGGUAACUUGGGAAUUUUUCUCAAGUAAAAAAAAAAUGAUGAUGGCCAAAAGCAAAGGUGAAUUCCACUGGUUGAUCCAGAGCACGUGUUAUGGUCUUUGUCAAAAAUUUCGCUUCACACUGGUUGAUUCAAAAACGAAUUUUCAUUCUCUAGUGGGGCUGCAUUUGAUUAAUGCACCCUGCUGAGGGUAAUUUUUUCUUGCCGUAUCUUGUUUAUGGCCGUAUAGAACAUGCCACACUUCCUGAAGGUGUUGCCUCUCAACUUUUGCAGUUAUGCGACACAUGGCUAUAUGUUUUUAAUCUGUCAGGUUUUUAUUUGUGGAGCGUGAGGCUCGAGUGUGUGCGCAAGGGUUCAAAGAAGCAGCUUUAGAACGGCCAGUGGAAUUUGCUGCAAUUUGUAGAGGUAGAAAAAUUACCAAAGUGCCAAUGUACCUGAGCCUGACCUUUGCCCUAUUGUUGGUUUCAGCUUUCCCUAGUUCCCUCUAUGGGGCAUUUUUGUGAUUAGGCUUUGUUAUUCCUUCCCUUUAGCAAUCCACUACUAUGUAAUGAUCGCUGUGAUAAGCCUUGUGCUAGCCAGAUUGUCGCUUCAUUAGCGAGUGUUUCGUGCUAGAAGUAUUAAACCCGCUUUUCCCAGGAAAAAAAAAGAGGCUGCCACAUUAUUGAGUAACGCAGUGGACUUCUACAACUAACGUUGGCUUUUUUUCUGUGUUCAGCUUCUGUAAAAAAAAAUGAAGUUGGUGUUUCCACUUUGCAUUUCGUGUACUAAGAGGGCCAGCUUUUUGUGGGCCCUGUACUUUGCUCAAGAUGGGGCCCAGUGCAAGCUUUUUUCUAGCUUGUGUGCAGAAAAAAAAUAUAUAUUUAGCAGGGCUCAGAGAGUUCUAGCUUUUGUACAUGCUAGCCAAACACUCAUACAAAAAUAUAUUGUGUGUGCGCUCCACAUUUCUAUCGCACUAGACACGCAAGACUGCAUUCCUUUGCUUCUCGAAAGGCACUUCAGUGCUGCUACUUGCUUCUGCACUCUUUCAUCCCAAUUGUUAAAGUGUUUCUUCAAACUUAGUGCUUAACUUGUAACCCGUUCUUUUUCCCAAUUGUGCUCAAGUACUAGCUUUAAUUUUUUGGCCCGAGUCUUUCCAAGUUGAAAUGUGGCUUGGUGCUCCACGAAGCCUCGUAUGUAGCAGUAUUUAGCAGAAAAUUCCUGUGCCUAACAUUUACUUGUCUGUGUUGUCGUUAGCGUAUGGAUGUGCUGCUUUCCCAUACUUGCCUCUACUGUGACGCUGUUGCAUACCAAAAUGCAGAUGCAUAGACAUUGUGUUGCGGAGUACCAUGCUAAAGACUUGAUGGUGCUUGUAAUGCUUGUAAAUAAACUGCACUCAUAUGCA
Molecule: messenger RNA, 4905 nt
Organism: Rhipicephalus sanguineus (brown dog tick)
Lineage: Eukaryota; Metazoa; Arthropoda; Arachnida; Ixodida; Ixodidae
Gene: vap
Product: ras GTPase-activating protein 1
Exons: 24
Coding region: 249-3107 (952 amino acids)
Biological process (GO): regulation of GTPase activity
Molecular function (GO): protein binding
Source: RefSeq, a predicted model, not a curated record